Oppiella nova is the source of this 909-nucleotide messenger RNA. The record is from the annotation of a GenBank genome assembly. NCBI's taxonomy places the organism in Eukaryota, Metazoa, Arthropoda, Arachnida, Sarcoptiformes, Oppiidae.
CGAUCACAACUCACAGUGAAGACCAAUGGUCUCAAGUUUAUUACACUUAAGACGUGUCCGAGACUAUCGCCCAAUAAGACAAAUAGUGGUAAUAAUGAUGUGAUCCGUGAGUUGACUACCAGAAGGAGAGACGCCUCUUAUCUGAACACUAAUUAUUUGAGACAAAUAAUGAAGACUAAUGAAGAGUUGCUCUCAUAUCUGGUGUAUGACAAACACUUCGAUGUCUUGGAUCUUAAGCUUAGGUUUUAUAUUAUCUCACAAUUAGAGCAAUAUAUCUGCCAUACAUUCUUCAAGAACCACCAAAUACUGCCAUUUGGAUCGUCCAUCGCUGGUCUGGGAACUCCUAACAGUGACUUAGACUUAGUACUGGUUCCCAAUAAGUUAUCCGAAGACCAGUUGUCCAAAGAGGGUGAUCGACAGCGGUUGACAACAAACCUCAAUCUAAUCGCAGAUCUAUUGCAACAUUCAGUCCCAUAUUAUUCCCAUUUCUCGCGUAUACUAAAGGCUCGGAUUCCGAUCAUUAAGUUUGGCUUUGAAUUAGCGCCUAUUGACAUAGACCUCUCCAUCGAGAUAUCACCACAUUCUGUCCACUCCGGGGUCUAUAUGUCUGCAUAUCUUAAUCAUUGUAUUCUUCUGCAUCCAUGUGUCAGAGAUUUGAUACUUUUGUUAAGAGUUUGGGCCAAACAGCACAAGCUAUUAAAGCCGAAGAACUGGUCCACACAUAUAGUAUACAACGGGUUCACAUCGUUUCAAUUGACAGCUUUAGUCAUAUACUUCCUUCAGAAGCAAGAGAUUGUGCCACCGAUGAGACAAUUCCUGAGCCAUACAUCUGAUCGCUUCAUCCUAAGCCGUCGAGACGUGUCGACUCUGGAACUAUUGUCCGAAUUCUUGGAGUUUGUGCUGUCGUUG